Molecule: messenger RNA, 350 nt
Organism: Lecanosticta acicola
Lineage: Eukaryota; Fungi; Ascomycota; Dothideomycetes; Mycosphaerellales; Mycosphaerellaceae
Source: the annotation of a GenBank genome assembly
AUGCCCUCCUCGCGCCCUCCACAGACGCAAACGCUCCGCGACAAGGCCACCCUCCUCCGGGACAAGGUGGAAUCUCUCACCAAGCUCAAUCUGGGCCUUGAUCGGAUGACGCAGCGGUCCAAGGGGCCUUAUCAUAACCAUGCGAAUUCUUCUACGAAUCAGACGAAAUGGUCGAAUCCGGCCACAGGUACGGAAUCAACUACCGCUCUUGUUGAGGGGUGGCUGAUGAGUUUUGAUGAAUAGGCAAUCCGGCGAAGGGGAAUUUGGCGAAAGGGAAUCCGGCGAGAUCGGAUCCGGCGAAUCCGAAGGCGAGUAGUCUGGGGGGUUUGAGCGAUGGGAAGAAGAAGUGA